Molecule: messenger RNA, 1103 nt
Organism: Prosopis cineraria
Lineage: Eukaryota; Viridiplantae; Streptophyta; Magnoliopsida; Fabales; Fabaceae
Exons: 1
Coding region: 287-835 (182 amino acids)
Source: RefSeq, a predicted model, not a curated record
UCCGCUCUCCUCACCGUUGGAUUUUAUUCACACUAGUGAAUCACAUUGAGAUUCGAAUAGCUCUCUGUGUAUCUCUCCCUCUCUCUCCAAUCCAAUCCGAACUAAACCAAGCUUUUUACUCAGUCAUUCAUUCAUUCUUCAUUUUUAAAUCUUUCACCGCUUCUGAUUCACUGCCUUUGCUUGUCCUAUUAUACCAUUUUUGUUUAAUUCAUUCACAGCUCCAUAUCCGAAAAUCCCCAACGUUCUUCUGCUUGCUUGCGGCUGCGGAUCCUUCGUUCCUUCAUCCAUGGCGGACUACGAAGGCCACCAUCACCAGAAGGAGACGGCAUUGCAAGCCCUCAACACCAUAAUCCAGCUUCACUUCGAGAAGACUCUGGAGAAGAAGCGUGCCAUUGACCUCCAGAAGAAGGAGCUUCACAAGCUCUUUCAGAUUUUCUUCGUCUUCCUCAGCCUCGUCUUCCUGGCCCUCUCCAAUUCCUCUCGCCUCCAGUGCCGCCAUUGCUGGAUCCCUAUCUCCCUUCUCUCCCUCGCCUCCCUCAUCUUCUACGUCUCCGUCGCCCAGACCCUCCGCUGCAUCAACGCCUUCAAGUACCAGCGCCGAUGCCACAAGCUCACCCUGGGCUUAGCCACGGAGAAGCUGAGGGAGAUGAAGAUGAAGCUGCAGAGCGGGAAUGAAUACGACGGAGUCGGGGACGAAGAGUUUGAGAUUCACUACCAGGAACCUCCAGAGAGCUAUUUUGGCAAGUUCAAGAGGAAUUGGGCUCUCCAUUUCGGCUUCUUGAUCUUGAUCUACGGUUUCAUGGUAUCUGUCUCCGUUGUUCUUCUCUGCUUCUAGAUCUUCUUCUGUGGUAGAUCCCAAGAUCCAUAUGUCUAAAUUAAAAUCUGCAUCCACUCGCUUCAUUUUCAAUCGGGAAAUGGUAGAUCUAGACUUUAAAUUUCAAUUGUGAAAUUGUGUGCAAGUAAGAGGGGGACUAGUUGUUGUUUGUGUUUCAGCGCAAACGGGCACUUUUUUUCCUUCCUCUUUCUAUGCCAUACCUUUUCACUUUUCAGCUGUCCUUCUUCUUCUCUUUGACUCAUAAUCAAAUGAAACGUCUUUCUAUUAA